Molecule: messenger RNA, 600 nt
Organism: Aspergillus vadensis CBS 113365
Lineage: Eukaryota; Fungi; Ascomycota; Eurotiomycetes; Eurotiales; Aspergillaceae
Exons: 1
Coding region: 98-340 (80 amino acids)
Source: RefSeq, a predicted model, not a curated record
UGAACUGAGAAUGGAUGGGGCAAGGGUAAGAAUAAUAAUAAUAAUGAAAAAUAAGUUCGGGUGAUGUUGGGUGUGCGAGGGAAAGCACAAUGGAUGGAUGGAUGUGCUUUUUGGCUGCUUUUGCUCUUGCUUCUGCUCUGCUCUGGCGCUGCUUUUGCGGAUGAGAAUGAUGGAUGAUGAUCCUGAACUUUGGGGUCGGGACCACCUGACGGCCUCGGCUGUGGUUGGCGCUGCUGUCUCUAUUCUAUCUUCUUUGGCACUUUGUCUGUCUCUUAUCCGUUCUUUGCGUUUGGUGCCGACGCGCUACAAGAUUCACCCAGCACACGCGACCGGAGAUUAGGAAGCCACUGGGAGGAAGGAUUUGGUUGUUGCUUGCUUUGGACGCCGGGGACACCAGCCAGCAGCGCUUUCGGAGGAAUCGGACUUGUUUGGGACGAUAUUCUUGCGAACCAGCUGGAAAGCUAGACGUGUGGACCUGAUGUGACUCGGCAAAGCAAUGCGAUCAUAUCAUUCAAAAGUUGUUCAUGAUAGUUAGUCACAGCCACUACUACUAACUUAUAGUUUAUAGUAGUUAAAGAUGUGCUGAAGAAAGGAGACGAG